GAACAAUUCUUAAAAUUAUAUGUGGAUGUGUAAAAUGUUUAAGACAAUAGUUAUUUUGUGUUUGGUGGUGUGUUCUGUGACUGCUGAAUUGUGUUCGAACAGUAAAAAAGACAAAAAAUGUGUCUGCAAGCGUACGACAGACUCGGAACUUCUUUUCCCAGUAACUGUAGCGGAUUGCUCCAACAUAAACUUGAACCAAUUUCCUAUCAAUGGUGAACUGGACUCUGAAUUAAAUUACCUGGAUGUUUCGCUGAAUAAUAUACAAGUUCUUAGUGCGAAAAGUCGACUUAAUAAUACAGUUUUAAGGAGAAUAAAUUUAUCGCGAAAUCAAGUGUCGAAUAUCGACGGUGGAUUUUUUGAUGAGGUUCCGAAUCUUGACGCCUUGGAUUUAAGUUAUAAUAAUUUAACAAGUAUAGAACCAAACCUGUUAAAAGGACUCCAUAUUCUGCAUAAUUUUGACUUAAGUUACAACAAUCUUACUAAAUUACCUUGGGGUGUACUAUCAUCAGCAAAAGAAUUAUUUAUUGUGGACCUGAGCUAUAAUCCAUUAGCAGAAUUUCUUAACUUCCCAGGAACCUUGAAAGAACUGGAAAUAACCACAAAUUUAACAUCAAUUAGUCUGAACAAUGUUGGUUUUACGACACUUAUAAAUUCGUUUUUUGAUGGAUAUAAUAAAAUUAAACAUAUUGAAUUGGCUGAUAAUAAAAUGGAGUUAAUACCAAGUUUACCUCAAAGCAUUGAAUUUGUGGAUUUAUCCGGAAAUAAAUUUACUUUUGUAUCAGCUGCAUAUUUAAAUUAUAAGUCCUUAAAAGUCUUAAAACUCAACCGUAUGCCCAGUUUAGUAAAUAUUCACCAUUACGCGUUCUUCAGCUUAAGGUCGUUGAAAAUCCUGUAUAUAACUGAUUGUUCCAAUUUAAAGGAAUUUAAUGAAUUAGUUUUUGGUUCAACUUACCAUAACUAUGAUGUAAAUCCAACUUCCAUUUACUUGGCUAGGAAUGGACUUCAGAUUAUAAAUGAUAGUUACGAGUAUUUCUUUGAUGUCAUGAAAAACGUGGACUUAAGUGAUAAUCCAUGGCAUUGUAAUUGUAAUAUACUUUGGUUGCAGAAAUAUAAUACACCUAAUAGUGUUUUAGAUCAUCAAAAAAAUUUAAGAUGUUCCACCCCUGAUGACUUUUCCGAUAGGUCCAUUAUGAGUCUGAAGGAUCACGAAUUACCUAAAUGUUUUCCUGAAAAAUUUGUGAGAACCCAUCACCGCGUAGUUGUAUCCAUUAUGAUUUUAAGUAUGAUAAUAUUGUUGUUAUUUAUUUUAUACCUUUUAAAGUAUACUGCUAAAAAAAAUUCCAACAAUGUUGGACCUAAUUCGCCUUAUAAUAUACAAGUUACUGAUGACUAGAAGAAUUACGUGUUUAUUAAGAAUUAAAUAAAACAAUAUAGGUCUAUGAAACGUCCCACUGGGAAAGAAACCUUACAAAAUAUUGCUGCAAUAUUCGCCGACUUUACAAAUAAAAUAUUUCCUGUGCUACUUAAAUUAACAUAAAUGAAAUGUUACAUUUGAAAUAUUGCAUAUAAUAAUUUCCAACAACCUUAAAUUUGAAACAUUAUUUAAAGAUUCACAUCGAAAGUUUUUACAAUGUUAUAUUUGUAACAUUUAGUAUAAAAU
Brassicogethes aeneus is the source of this 1660-nucleotide messenger RNA. The record is from the annotation of a GenBank genome assembly. Lineage: Eukaryota; Metazoa; Arthropoda; Insecta; Coleoptera; Nitidulidae.